This is a messenger RNA of Glycine soja, 2395 nucleotides long. Its product is annotated as aluminum-activated malate transporter 4-like. Gene Ontology annotation, cellular component: plant-type vacuole membrane. The coding region runs from base 152 to 1807 and encodes 551 amino acids. Gene Ontology annotation, biological process: malate transport. The transcript has 8 exons. The record is from RefSeq and is a predicted model, not a curated record. Lineage: Eukaryota; Viridiplantae; Streptophyta; Magnoliopsida; Fabales; Fabaceae.
AUGUUUAUAAGAAAAAAACUUAACUGGAAAUAAAGGUAAACUUACAUUUGCUGUGUGUUUCGCUGUUUCUGGUUCUUCCAUCUUAAUAAAGAAAGUUUCCAUUAAAGAAAAAAGAAAGAAUUGAAGAAGAAAAAGAAGAAAAGUUGCAGUGAUGGUAUCGAGAAACGUGUCCUUGAGGCAAAUAUUCGCGGAGAGGAGCAAGGAAAGACUCCUCUCGCGCCAUGAGCUGCCGCUGAAUGGCAGCAACAACAGAGCUGGGGGAAUUCUGCGUGUCCUUGCAGAUCGUACUGCGACGGUCUACAAGGGCGUGUGCGAGUUCUUCCGGCAGCUCCAGGAGAUGGCGCGGUCAGAUCGGCGGAAGGUGGCGUUCGCAGCAAAGGCGGGGCUUUCGCUGGCCCUGGUUUCGCUGUUCAUUUACGUGAAGGAGGAACAGUUGAGCAAGUACUCCAUCUGGGCUGUUCUCACUGUCGUUCUCAUUUUUGAAUUCAGCGUAGGUGCGACAUUGAGCAAAGGGUUGAAUCGUUCUUUCGGAACGCUUUCCGCUGGAGGGCUUGCUCUCGGAAUUGCUGAGUUGGCCAUUUUAGCCGGAGACUUCGAAGAACUUAUUAUCGUACUCUGUAUAUUUAUUGCAGGAUUUUGUGCAAGCUUUGUGAAGUUACUGCCUGCAAUGAAGACAUAUGAAUAUGGCUUUCGUGUGUUUUUGUUGACAUUUUGUAUUGUAUUGGUAUCUGGUAGUACUACCAGAGAUUUUUUCUCCACAGCCUUAUACAGAUUAAUUCUCAUUGCUGUUGGUGCUGGCAUAUGCUUGUUUGUGAGUAUUUUCAUAUACCCCAUCUGGGCUGGGGAGGAUCUGCAUAAAUUGGUGGUGAAAAAUUUCAAAGAAGUUGCUACAUCUUUAGAAGGUUGUGUAAAUGGAUACCUUCAAUGUGUUGCAUAUGAGAGGGUCCCUUCAAAAAUUCUGGUUUAUCAAGCCUCAGAUGAUCCACUUUACCGUGGCUAUAGAGCAGCAGUUCAAUCGUCAAGUCAAGAAGAGUCUUUGUUAGAUUUUGCAUCAUGGGAGCCACCUCAUGGUCCGUACAAGACAUUCAAUUAUCCUUGGAGAAGCUAUGUUAAAGUCAGUGGAGCUUUGAGGCAUUGUGCUUUCAUGGUCAUGGCAAUGCAUGGAUGCAUACUUUCGGAAAUUCAGGCACCUCCAGAGAAGAGAAUGGUUUUCAGUAAUGAACUUCAGAAGGUUGGUAAUGAAGGAGCUGAAGUAUUGCGUCAACUAGGAAGCAAAGUGGAAAAGAUGGAAAAGCUAAGCAAUGUAGACAUACUCUUGAAAGUGCAUGAGGCAGCUGAGCAAUUGCAGAUGAAGAUUGAUCAACAAUCAUUCCGCUUGUUCAAUUCAGAGAGUUGGCAGGAUGCAAAAAAGCCUAAAGAAAUUGAAAAUAAUGACAAUUGUUUGUUGAUUGAUGUCAAAGACAACGAGAACAAAAACUCACUGAUAUCUUCCCUCAGUGAAACAGGAGCUGAUUCAAGACUUAACAUAAACAUAGAGCCUUCGGUUCCUGAAUUGCACACUUCACAAAGCUUGAUGUCCAAUAAAAUGUCAUGGCCACGUCUCUCAUUUUAUGGAGAUAACAUGUUACUUGAGCAAGAUUCCAAAGUAUAUGAAAGUGCAAGCUCUCUGUCCUUGGCAACAUUUGCUUCCCUUUUAAUAGAGUUUGUUGCAAGGCUUCAAAAUCUUGUGGAUGAAUUCCAAGAUCUCGGUGAGAAGGCCAAUUUCAAAGACGUCUUUGAUGAACCAAUGUUGAAAGAGGCAAUAUGACACUUUUGGACCAAACUUCACAGGGCCUUUAUUCCAAGAUUGGAGAUCUGGAUUUUGAAGAUAUGGUUUUGUGGAUAUGAGUUUUGAAGAUCUGCUCUUCAAAGGCAUUAUUGUGACUCAACAAAUGCAGCAGAAGCAGUAAGAACAUUCGUAAAAUCUGAGGUUUCACAACAGAGAGGUGGUAGACAUUCAUAGAUCCAAGUUAUAUUUAGUCAGGUUUGGGUGUUUUGGAAACAUUAUAGCAUUGUUUUGUAAACCUACCUUCUUUUUUUCUCUCUACUCUAUCUCCAAAAGAUCCUUGAAGCAAUUUCAUCACUUCUCAUUUAAUCAUUAUUUGGGAUGGACGAAAACCUUUAUGAUGAGUUACUUGUAUAUGUUCCUUGAUGCUAUUGCUAUGUAUACAUACGUGGUUUGGACCUUUGGGGGUUGUUAUUGACUGGAAUUUCUUUAUUGUUGCAGUGAAAAUUUCUUUUUCUUUUAGUUUAAGUUGAUUAUGGAUGUUGUAUUUUAAUUGAAAUGGAGAUAAUAGAAAUUUGUAAUAAAGUUCCCCUUGUUCAUCAAUUGGUAUUGAUACAUGAUAUGACUUUA